AUGGUUCCCAGAGUGAAAUCUCAAUCCGGUUUGGUCUGCAUUAGCGACUGCGCUACAUGUCCCAUGAUAUGCUCGUCUCCACCGCCUCUGGAAGUCGUUUCAGAGCCGCCGCCGCCGCCGCUGAUUUCAUAUGGGCAUCCGCCUCCAGCACCACCUCUACCACCGUCAUCGUACAUUUCGUGGGAUGGCGCUACUACUCCGCCUUCUCCUUCGAACUACUUGGGCUCUUCUCCGGCCACAGAAACGCCAGCUGCCGGCGUAGGAUUGGGGAAGAUCAACUAUAGCUAUCCUUACUUCUACUAUUACGCCUCCAAUGGAGUUUCUCUCACUUCUCUGCAACUCCACCGCUCCACUCUUCUUGUUUUCUUGAUAACAAUGCCCAUCUUUUACGUAUUGUCUUAG
Molecule: messenger RNA, 402 nt
Organism: Ipomoea nil (Japanese morning glory)
Lineage: Eukaryota; Viridiplantae; Streptophyta; Magnoliopsida; Solanales; Convolvulaceae
Product: leucine-rich repeat extensin-like protein 3
Exons: 1
Coding region: 1-402 (133 amino acids)
Source: RefSeq, a predicted model, not a curated record